Molecule: messenger RNA, 1755 nt
Organism: Physcomitrium patens
Lineage: Eukaryota; Viridiplantae; Streptophyta; Bryopsida; Funariales; Funariaceae
Source: RefSeq, a predicted model, not a curated record
AAUCGCUCUGAAUUGUUGUUUUGGACCCCAUUUGCUUGCCCACGUCGAAGCUCCGCAUGUCCUUCAACUACGUUUUCGAAAUCUGAGCAUCGCUGAAUAUCAUUCGUGCUUGCAGAGUCGAUCGAAGGAUUGUAUUACAUCGGUUGUUGCUGUGAAAUUUCGACCUCUGGAAUCGAGCCUAGAAUUUUUACCUGAUCGCGAUGAUCCCAGUUCGUAGAGUUCCAAUGGCGUGAUGGUGCGGGAGUUGGUGGGUUGCUUGCGGCAAUUCGAUCAGCAGGUUGAAGGAUAUGUGUGAAAACUGUGUUGAGGGUAAAGGAAUUCGGUGAUGGAGUAGAGGAUCAGUUGUGGGCACCAGAAUUUUUGGUUUGAAGUAGUUGUAAUUUUAGGGUUUUUUAAAUUGCUUGACAUCAGUAUCUGACGUUUGGAAGCUCCGGGGCCUGUGUUGAAGCGUUAGACGAUGAUGGAAGGUGUCGAAGGAGGAGCAAUUUGGUGGGGUUAGGGUUUGUGGUAGCUCGUUGUGAGGAUGGGUACUGGAGGUGAUGGUGCAGGAGGGGAUGUGCUGCGGUUGGGAAACCUUUUGCGGAUGGGAGUUCUGUGGACCCUUUGUCUCAUUUACUCUCACCUCUGCCACAUCGUUCUUCGGUUGCGAUCGCGUUAUCAAUCGCAAGGUUUGAGACCUUUUGAGCUCUGUUCCCCCGCGGCAUGUCGUAAGCCAGCGUGCAUCGUUACUGGGGCAUCCUCUGGGAUUGGCCGAGCAACGGCUUCAGCUCUUGCACUUCGGGGCUUUCACGUAAUUCUGGCUGGCCGCUCCUUAGAGCGUCUGCAGGUGGUUCGUGCUGAGAUUGAGGCACAUAGUCCCAGUGUAUCCUGCCAGACUUUGGCUUUGGACUUGUGCUCUGUGCCGUCCAUACUGAAUUUCACUCGAACUGUGAAGAAGCUCUUCGAGGCAGAUGGUGCGCCUGGCAAAUUACAUCUUCUUGUGAACAAUGCUGGGAUUCUGGCAACAUCUGAAAGGUGGACAGAGGAUGGUUUUGAUGUUAUGAUGGCAAGUAAUUAUCUUGGGCCUUAUAUUCUGACUCGCGAGCUUCUCCCACUGCUCCAAAAGAAUGCGCCACAGGCCCGCAUCGUCAAUUUGGUCUCUUUCACUCACCGUGCUGUUCAACGUGCACAAGUAAACGUGCGUCAACUGGGAAGUGGAGGCAUUCGGCGGAAGCACACUAGGAGCGACAUAUAUCAUUUGGCGCAAAUUUACGAGACUUCUAAGUUGUUCAUGAUCCUCUUUUCAUAUGAACUACACCGUCAAUUUUUUUCCAAUUUUGAGCCAGAGAGCCGCGUGUCAGUCAUUGCCGCCGAUCCUGGGGCUGUGAGCACCAAUAUCCUGAGAGAGGUUCCCUCCUGGCUAGCUCAUUUGAGCAGUAUUGUGUUGAGUCUACUUGGCUUGUUGCAGCCACCAAAGUCUGGCGCUUCCGCAGUAGUGGCUGCCGCGAUGGCACCCUGGGAGUUGUCCGGUAAGUACGUUUUUGGAAACGAUGGCCUAUGUUGCAAGUCUUCUUCCAUUACUUACGAUGAGAAACUUGGUUGUAGCCUCUGGAAUGCCUCAGAAAACAUUUACAAAGAAGCCCUUAGCAGACACUGAAGUAGGUUUGAUUUUGUGGUGUGAUUCCUAUAUUUAAUUUGCACACAGCUAUGUUGCUACAUUGUGGAACUUGAAAUCCUAAUCAACUCCCCGUCAUCGAAUAUCAUGCUUCUUUUCCA